Messenger RNA from Mya arenaria, 2753 nucleotides. Its product is annotated as rho-associated protein kinase 1-like. The record is from RefSeq and is a predicted model, not a curated record. NCBI's taxonomy places the organism in Eukaryota, Metazoa, Mollusca, Bivalvia, Myida, Myidae. Bases 50 to 736 code for a protein of 228 amino acids. The transcript has 7 exons.
UUUGUUUUAGAACAUUGUUUGGAACAAUACGCUGCUCCAAGCCGACCGAAUGCACGCAGCAGCGUUUUACGCACGAUUGAGACGAAAUAAAGCGUUGAUUUUUGGAGCUAAGCUGAUUAUGGCAGGUUGGUUGAAUGUUGAAGAAUUCGGCUGGAAUAAACUGUUUGUGCUGGCAGAUUUGCAUCAAGUGAAUUUCUACAAAGGCUUGGGGGAGAUGGAGAGAUCUUCACCGGUGUUUUUGAUCGACCUUGUCUCUAUUCAGAAGGCUAGAAUUUCCUCAAAGGACGACGAUCGGGAACUGAUGGCCGAGGAUGUGAACAGUAGAACAUUUGUGUUACUGUAUGACGAAAUAGGUGAAAGGGUAUAUGGACCGUUUUCGGAAACGGAAAAGAAAAACUGGGAUCUCCACGAAUAUAAAGGCCACUUGUUUCAAGACGUGCAAAAUAGAUCACCAACAACGUGUGACGCGUGUAAACAAUCAUUAUGGAGCAUCAGGCAACCUCCACCAGCAGUUAAUUGCACAAGAUGUAACACCCAAGUACAUACGUAUCACUAUGAUGAGGACGACGGUAGCGUUAACCCAUGUCCUAGGAUUCCUAUUGGCACACCAGCUAAACAUGGUGAUGGACUAAACCUGAGGACACUUCGACUAAAGGCGGAUACUAUUGAAAUGAAAUCCACAUGGAUAAGCUACAUCAACAAUAGUGUGCAGCACCGCUCAGAAAUAAAAUCUUAACAUGAUAUUGAGCGUUCUGGACGAGAUACUUUGGAAGCACGAUACACUUGACAUUGUAGAUAAAAGAUUCUGAUUAAUGCAAAAGUGAUUGACAAAUAAGAUUCUAAUUACUAUUCGGUCCAUCAACUAUCCUUGUGUACUGGUAUGUGGUUGCUAUGUUUGAGUGCAUGAUUGACCCGUACGAAACUCCUCUCUUACAAAUGGCAUACUUUCUCCUGGUGAGCUUUCAUGAACGUUAUUGGUCCAUUAAUUUGAAUAGUAAAUUGGAAGCCACAAGGACAAGCGCAGACGCCAAAACUAAUAUAAAGCCAUUAAAUGGGAACAAGGGUAAAGCUCAAUACAUACUCAACGAGCGACACAGCUUGUAAACAACACAGGAAGACCUCACAUUGAUCAGCAUAUUUGUUUUAAUACAUAUACUUUUUUAUGCAUCCGUGGUUAUCGGGUUUGGUAAUGGUACAUAUUAGCUUUGUGUACAUAUUCUGGCACUUGUCCUUACAUGCAUUAAUGUUAAUCUGAAGUUGUUCUAUGAUCGGAAAAUCUACACCUGAUGCUUGCGAGUUGAAACCAGGUCCGACAGAUCCCUAUUCUUUUAUUGUUCUUUUGUUAUUCAUAACGCUAGCUUAGCCUGUAUUCGGUUAACGAAGUUUCCAAGCCAUGCUUGCAAUUAUUUUACAAAGUAUUGUUAACGAGCGUUAGUUGAAGACGAUAUAUUAAUAUGAUGAUGUUUUCUUGAAUGUCUCACCGGUAGUAAUGAGUGUGUAUUUUGUGUUUUAUAUCGUUUGUUUGUUGCAUUGCGGCCAUAUUGUAACAUAGCUUAAUGUGUACAAUUCUUUAAAUACAGUAAGUAUUAUGAUAAAAAUAUUAUUAAGUAUUACGUAUUAACAAGUAUUGUUAUAAUUAAAUUGUAAUUAUAAAUAUUAUUGUUUUAGUAAAACAAAUCGAACAUAAGGCAUUAAUGUUCCAAAUCUCUAAUGAUACACGUUUAACUACGAUAGGGCUCCAUGAUACAGUUCAGUUAAUACACGUUCACACUAACACCUAUGAAUUUUCGGAAAUAUGUAAGUAAGCAUUGGUCGUCGUGCACAUGUGGAAUGUUAAAAAUAUCUCUCUGUCUAAAAAGGUACAACUUUUGCUAUAGUCACAAAUGCACGGACAAAUAUUUUGUCUAUACAAAUGAAUCUUCAUGAAGGCUUCUCAGCAUUUGUAGUUGUGUACCUGCAAUUAUUUUGCUAUUGCUGGUUAACAUGGUCUGCAAAUAUUGAAUUGUAUGGACCUACACUCUUAAAACCUCAGAGAAAUAUAUGUUUCAUAACGCAACUGCUCAUGCUGUUAUUUCCAAAACAUGACAUUAAUUAAUUUAUGGGCCCGGUCGGCUUCUAGGGAUACUCAUCACUUCUUAGAUAGCCCUAAUUUACAAAUGAAGUCAAAAGCCACAUAAUCCGUAUUCUGACGUAAUUAUAUUUGAAUACCUUUGUGUAGUUUUUGCAAGCAUUUCGAUACCUAAACAGUAGACAAUGUACACGUUGUUAUGCUUUUACUGCAUACGUUUGUUUUUGAAUAACUGUAACUAUUAAGCAAAUUUAUUUAUACAAUAAUAUACAUUCUAAAGUUUACGUAUAUAAAGAUUUAACAAUUUUAAUGUUGUAGUUGUACGAUUAAAAGUGUAAAUAUGAUUUCAAUCUUUUAUUUAGUCGAUGACAAUGACAAUUUUCAAACUUUUAACUUUUAAUCACGCCCAAGUGCACGCCUUGAAAACUCCCAUAAUACAGUUGGAGCUACAUGCGACACAAUAUUUUACCGGCCUUUGUUACUUAUACAGUGACCAUGACUAUUUUGAAAUAUGGUGAAUUGAUAAACGUAUCGCGGAUUUACAACUGCCCAUGGCUACCAUUAUUUCUACCAAGAUGCAUUAUAUAAGGUACAAUACUUAAAUAAUAAAAUAACAUUCGAGGCUACAUUGUUUAAGUACUCAUGGACAUUUCUCACAAAUUAAAAAAAAAAAAAAACAAAUAAA